Molecule: messenger RNA, 381 nt
Organism: Microsporum canis CBS 113480
Lineage: Eukaryota; Fungi; Ascomycota; Eurotiomycetes; Onygenales; Arthrodermataceae
Exons: 1
Coding region: 1-381 (126 amino acids)
Source: RefSeq, a predicted model, not a curated record
AUGUUCGAUAAUUUUACCGCGUGGCACAUCCCGCCCCUUUUUGUGGCGACUGCCACCACCUUUGGCGGAUUGAUGCCAUUCUGGAACGCUGCUCAUGCCAUCGGAGAAUUUGGCUUGCCCAAUCGCAUCGCGAUCUCAAAGGAAGCACAGGCGGUUAUGAUCACGGCGUCGGGACGCACCUCAGCACUCGGACUCGCCCUCUUCGCCUUCUACUCCCAGGGGAAAUUCCGUGAAGUCGACACUAUCAUGAUGAUUCUAGCCUAUGUUGGCCUGGUUGACGGCUAUGUGUGCUGGCGCGAAGGGGUGCCUGGCAGAGCCAUCUUUAGGGCUACUUCGGGGCUCCUCAUUGCUGCGUGGGGCUGGUUUGGCAUGACAAGUUAA